Messenger RNA from Papilio polytes (common Mormon), 2336 nucleotides. RefSeq lists its product as uncharacterized. The record is from RefSeq and is a predicted model, not a curated record. The transcript is spliced from 6 exons. The coding region runs from base 358 to 1305 and encodes 315 amino acids. Lineage: Eukaryota; Metazoa; Arthropoda; Insecta; Lepidoptera; Papilionidae.
CUUAUUUUCGUUAGUCUGUAGUCAACACGCGUCGAAGUUGCACGUUUGGUAUUAAUCGAACGGUUUUUAUUGUGUUGUUUUUCGUGUAUUGUGCAAAUUAGUAAUAUACAGUGACUGCAUUUAGCGAACGUGAAGUGUUUUUUAUACUUUCGUUUUGGCGGAAAAAUUUCUUUUUUUUUUGACAGGUGUUUAUGCAUACUGCCAGUGCUUUUAACAUCCAAAACCUUGAUGAACGCGAGCCAAAUUAUUAUUUACAAUUGAAAUGUUUAACUUGCAGUGUUAUAGAGUACACGAAAUAAUAAGAAAAGACUAGAAGAAUAUAAGUGUAAUAAUAGUGUCCAAGAAAAAGCAUCAAAGAUGAUGACUAUAAGCGAAAGUCAGUAUUCGUCGAAUAAAAUGUCGAGUAUUCAUAAAAUAAACGAUCGUGUGGUCCACAAGGAUAGUUUCGACGAUGUCAAGAGCUCUUCCAGUGUCAACAGCACGUUAGUCACAAAGCGAGGCUUCAAGCCUUCGGAUAUGUACGACCCUCAGAAGAAGGAGUUCCUCACAAACCUCAGUUAUAAGUUGUUCCCUGUAAGUUGGAAUGAUGCAGAGGUUCGAGAACUUCCCGAAACAGUACCGCUGGAUAAUACAUCAGAGGACUUGGAGAACAAGCCGGUGAUAGUGGACGGCAAGGAGGUCGACUUGAACAAGAUCUUCACGCCCGCGCCUGAUGCUGAGGAGCAUCUCAUCAAGAAAGAUCGUAAAUUCGAGAAAACAUUCGCAUCAUCAGGAUUCUACGUGCCGGGCGUGCACCCCACCGUGCAGCAACAGAUGGAGCUCGCGCGCGUCAUCUCGCGCUCUCUGAGCGACGCCAGCAACCACAGCAGCCGCGGACAGAACAUGUACGUCAACCGCAAGAAGAGAUCCGUCAAAUGGGUGCAUGAAGGACGAGGUCGCAACACAUCGAAUAUGAAUUCGACACCUACACCGGUAGCUAACCACGACACGCCAUACCGUCCGCCAUCGAGCUUACGCAAUCAGAAAACUUACCCAAAAUCAGCACUCAAACACACAUCGAAUCUGCCGAAAAUGGAGCCAUUCCCGGUUUCCCCGCCAACAAUAACAUUACAGAAUAUCGAAGUACCCGUGCCUUUGGCGCCAACUAAACUAAAUGAUGUCUAUGCUUCGCCGAAAAGCCCGCGCCUGCCGCUUGUCUGUGGUCCGAAUUUCAACGUCGCGCCGCGCGGCUGGGGAGAGAUGCAAGAUUACUACCGCCCCGUGUCGCUAGAUGGCGUUGGAUCAGCGGGCUACACAGAUUAUUAAUUUUUAUAAUAAAAACUCUUCUUUGUUAUUUAUAUUUAGAAAUAAUUUAAAGUGCCUUACGACGCUAUACCAAAGGGAAAAAGCAUUAUUUUUAUAACGAAGAGUAUACGAUGGUUAAAAAAUAUAAAAAUUCCGGUAAUAAGUUCCAGUUUAACAUUAAAUAAUCUGUGGUCAAAUAAAACGAAAAAUCACAAUUCAAAUUGCUUCUGUAAGAGUUUAUUUGUUUAGUUUCUUUUUAGUGAACAAAGUUUUGGCGAUUUUUGGCAUUUAGUUCUCUAUUGUUAAGAGACAAGACAGAAAGUUGGUUUUACCAUAUUGUUUGUCAUCAAUAAUUGUGCCUACAUUUUCUUUUGGACAUUUAAAUGUUAUGGUAUAACAUUUUUAUUUUAAAACAUCAACAAAAUGUCAAAUUAAACAUUCUUUCCUUCCUGAAUAAUGAAGAUUCUUCUUACGCUAUUUAUUUAGUGGUUCAGGACAAUAUAUUAUUUUAAUACAUUUUUAAUACAGAAACAAAUCAACUUUUGUGUGAUCGAAAUUUUAGAUAAAAAAUGACAUUUCUGGAUAAAAUUUAUGUUUACCUUUGCCUAAGAAUGCAUUUGGGUUAAUAAAAAAUACAAAUGUUACUUAAUUUUCCUUUGUUUCGUUUAAAUAUAAUUUUGUUAGAGCGCGAGCACACCUUUGACUAAACUUAUGGAGGUUACACUACUCGAUUGUUAGUUGUGCAACUAAACAGUUGUAGUAACUGCGAAACAAUCGACAAUCGCACAGUUAUGCGAUAGUUUAGUCAAAUGAGUGCCCGCUCUUAGUCUUAAAACUAGUCAAGUUUAUUACAUUUGUGGUUAAUUUUAUUACAAAUUGUUAUUUAUUAACUGUUUACCGUUGUCUAAACUAACAAGAAAUAUUUUAAUAUAAUCUUUAUAAUUACAAGUACAUUUUGAUUUUUUUAUUGUAGUUUUAAAUAAGGUUGGCAGUAUGCGAGCCUUACUUGUCAAUGUUGCCAUACUGUAUUUCGUCAGAGUUACAAUAAAGUA